This is a messenger RNA of Liolophura sinensis, 1976 nucleotides long. RefSeq names its product coiled-coil domain-containing protein 91-like. Bases 140 to 1501 code for a protein of 453 amino acids. The transcript has 14 exons. Gene Ontology annotation, cellular component: trans-Golgi network. Gene Ontology annotation, biological process: Golgi to lysosome transport. Lineage: Eukaryota; Metazoa; Mollusca; Polyplacophora; Chitonida; Chitonidae. The record is from RefSeq and is a predicted model, not a curated record.
GGACAAGUGGUGAACUGAACAGCGCCAGGCAGUGGGACGCAUAGUCACAGGUCCUCACAUUAUCAGCUCCCCUUGCUGUACAUUUUUGCACAGCUUCAGCCGUCACACGAGUGAUCAGACAACAAUCAGGGUGUGAGUUAUGGAUGAAGAUGAUGAUUUUGGAGAGUUUGGUGGCUUUGAGGCAACAGAGCCCACUGUCUCUGGGGUGGCUGCCCCCAUCGCUGCUAGUACAUCCCCAUGGGCUGUGUUCACAUCAGCUCCUGUUGACACAAACACUGGGGUUGGGCUAACAGGACAGACGACUGAUACUAAUGCUUCGCACUUAGAGCAGCCAGUCUCCAGGUCAGAGACUGUGCAGCCCAAUGCCUCAGGGAAUGCAGAGUUACCUCCCCUCAGUAGCGUGCUACAGGCCAUGGAGAGCCCAAUUGUGAAGGAUGGACUACAGCUGACAGCUCAGGAGGCAGAGACUAAAAAGCCGGGUGAUGAUUGGCUAGAAAGUCUCAAAUUUCCAUCUCUGAAGGAUGAAUCCGAUGACCAAUCAAAUUUAUCAGAAGCAAAAAGUGCUGAUCCAUCUGUUGAGUUUUACAAACAGCAGAUCCAGUCAAGCAAGGAGGAGAAAUAUAAACUGGAGAAGGAGCUACAAAGUGUGUGUGCCAAACAGCUGACUGUCGAUUCAGAUCUGGCAGCUUGCCAAAAGGAGUUGGAAGAACAAAAAGAAAAAUAUGAAGAACUUCAGAAAAGGCAUAUGUCUGAAUUGGAAGCGAUGAGGAAAGCAGGGAUGGAUGCAUUAGCUGUGAUAGUAGAAGAGUACAAGGAGCUGUGUAAAGUGAGCGUGAUAGAACAGAAGGAGGCAUGUGAAAGACUGGUUAAAGACAAACUACAGGUGUUAACUGACCAGUGUCAGCAGUUACUAGAGGAUCAGCAUUCCAGGUUACAGACGUCUUUAGAAGAAGACAGAUUAAAGCAGGAAUCUGUGUUAGCAGAAGCUUUGUCCAAUCAGCAGGCAGCUCAGCAGUCUAGAUUUGAUACAGCCAUUGAAGAAGAAAAGAAGUCUCUGAGAGAAGUCGUGUCUACAGCCAUUGAGGAGAUAAAGGAGUCUAAUGAGAAAGUGUUGAUGGCAUCCAUAGAACGCUUGAGGUCCGAGGGCAAGACGAUAUCAGGAGAACAAAAGGCUUUGUUAGCAGAAACCAUGGAGGAGAGGUUUGGAGGGAUGAAGAUGGCUGUACUUGAUGACCUUGCUGUGAAACAAAAAGAAUCUGAGGCAACAUUACGGAAGGUUAUGGAUGCAGAUAGUCAGAAGUCUAGAGAUAUAAUAAGAGAAACUGCUGAGAAAACAAAAGCUGAGAUGAUGGAUUAUAUUCAAGAUCAAAAACGGGCUGAUGUAGCUGUCAGGAGCAGACAACUCUCCAGUCUACAGCUGUUCUUGGAAAGUGCCAAAGCUCAAGUUUCUGGCCUUCUCAGUGAGAUUCAGGCUGACCACACCACACAAAACCCUCAUUGACCCUCAAUCUUCCCCACUGAUCACACCACACAAAGUACUCCUUAUUGACCCCCACCAAUGCUCUAAAUCUUCCCUACUGACAACACCACGCAAAAUCAACCUUUUUACCACACUUCUCCACAGCCACACACUUUCAUUUUGUCCGUUUACCACACUCCUGCCCUCCACAGCCACACACUUUCAUUUUGUCCGUUUACCACACUCCGCCACAUCCACACACUUUCAUUUUGUCUGUUUACCACAUUCCUCCACAGCCACACACUUUCAUUUUGUCCGUUUACCACACUCCGCCACAGCCAAACACUUUCAUUUUGUGCGUUUACCACACUCCUCCACAGCCACAUGCUUUUCUCCUGCCUGUCCAUUACACUCCUCCACAGCCACACACUUUCCUCCUGUGUACCCACCACACUCCUCCACAGCCACACACUUUCCUCCUGUGUACCCACCACACUCCUCCACAGCCACACACUUU